Molecule: messenger RNA, 462 nt
Organism: Trematosphaeria pertusa
Lineage: Eukaryota; Fungi; Ascomycota; Dothideomycetes; Pleosporales; Trematosphaeriaceae
Exons: 3
Cellular component (GO): membrane
Source: RefSeq, a predicted model, not a curated record
AGACACGCAGAAAAGCUAGCCAAAACCAUCGACCAGACUCCAGGUAUACAAAUCUUCCUCCAGCCUAUCGCACCUCCCGCUGCCCUAGGCCUAGCGGGCUUCGCGGGCUCGACCUGGAUAACAAGCUCAUAUAUUGCCAACUGGUGGGGAAAUCCCGAAUCACCGACCAUCUUCUUCCCUUUUGUCGGUAUCUUUGGUGGACUCGCUCAAUUCAUCGCGGGUCUCUAUGGCUUCUCAGCAAGAGACACGCUCGCAGCCGGCGCUCUUCCUCCGCACUCCGUGCACACCCACUUCCCAGAACUAGCUUCCUGGUUCGUAAUCCUCUGCAUCUUCAGUUGGUCCGGCGCCAUCGCCGCCACGGCGCGUGACAUCGUGCUCUCAACUUGCCUCUUUUCCCUCGCCAUCGGCUCAACCAUCGCCUGCUGCCUCUUCGCGUACAACGGUGGCACUGGCUCUGCUUCC